Messenger RNA from Ricinus communis (castor bean), 866 nucleotides. Its product is annotated as tetraspanin-15. Gene Ontology annotation, cellular component: plasmodesma; plasma membrane. Gene Ontology annotation, biological process: auxin-activated signaling pathway. Lineage: Eukaryota; Viridiplantae; Streptophyta; Magnoliopsida; Malpighiales; Euphorbiaceae. The record is from RefSeq and is a predicted model, not a curated record. The transcript has 2 exons.
CCAGUGCCAGGUUUUUUUAUAGUUAUGGUACCCUUGAUUGUUAUAUUUACAAUGGGACUCGUACUUGUGGGAGAUUACAAGAUGGAGAGUAGAAGAAUAAUGGCUACACCAAUGUGGUUCAAAGAAAAAGUUCGUGAUGAAAGCUACUGGACAAAUAUCAAAUCUUGUAUCUCUAGCAAAGGCCUUUGCGAUGACAUGGCAUAUAGAUCAACGUCACAAAGCAUUUGAUUUCAGUACAAGAAAAUUAUCAUCAUUGAGUCUGGAUGCUGCAAACCACCAAAUUCAUGUCAAAUGGAGUAUGUAAAUGCAACAUAUUGGACGAAGGCCGACAAGAUUGGGGACAUGGAGGAAAAAGCUCAAGUAUAUUAUAGGGACUGUGAUUUAUGGAAUAAUAGCAGAACCACCCUAUGUUAUGACUGUGAAUCUUGCAAAGGAGGGUUUGUUGAAAUGCUUGAAAGCAAAUGGUGGAGAUUAGGUGUCUUCCUCAUUUUAAUGGCCUUGCUUCUCAUCCUUACUCAUAUGCUAUUAUUCAUUGCUGUAAUGUGGGGGCACUACAAUGGAUCAUAGAAAAAGAAAUACACUUUAGACCUUAAAGAGCAUAAAUAGGUUGAUUAACUUUGUUAGGAGAAGGUGUAUUUGUACCCCUAAUAUCUACUCUGUAGAAUACAUUUGCCCUUAAGUACAUUAUCAUGUAAAAUGUCUUUUUCUUGUUAUUUUGGCCCCCAUAUUCAUUUGUGUUGCGUUAUUUUACUUUACUUCUUAUUUUUGUUUUCUCUUUCCAUUUAAAUUUUACAAGCUUAAAAAUAUUCAAUUUAUAAUUUUUUUCUUACAACUUUCUUCUAAUUAUGGACAAAUUCACACACACA